UCUGCUAGUCUGACUACAACAGGUGAAACUUUCUGUUUUUCGUUGAACAUGGCUUCAACACUUUCUCUCUACCUCAUGUGUCCAGUGUGUUUGAGUGACUUCAACGAUCCAGUAAGUUUCCCUUGUGAGCACGUUUUCUGCCGACAGUGUAUUACAAGUUAUUUGGAAUCCCACGAAGGUGCUCACAAAUGCCCGGAAUGCAGACAAAACUUCACCAGACAAGAUCUUAAAGGUAACCGAGUGCUGAGAAAUGUUGUGGACGUCUUACAACAACAAAAACCCAAGACAAGACAACAGUCGCCAAAGAAUGCUCAAGAAAUGCUAUGCUCUGAGCAUAUGGAACCACUUAAACUUUUCUGUGAGAAUGACCAGAGAUUGGUUUGCCUCAUCUGCAAGGAGGGAGAGAAACACGGUGGACACAGUUUCAAGCCUGUAAAAGAAGCUAUGGAGAUCAGUGAGAAGGUUGUGAGGGAAGCACUGAGAUUUAUUUUACAUGACAACAAACAAAUGGGCGACAUGAUCUUGAGUCAGAUGCUUGAAAUGACAAAGUCUAUGGAAAGAGCCAAACGUCUUGAGGAAAAGAUGCAUGCUCAGUUUAACAAAAUGCAUGACUUCUUGAGGAAAAAGGAGGAAGAAAUGGUAAGGCAACUCCGGAGACAAGCAAGCAGUGCCAAAGUAUCAAUGAAGCAAAAUGCAUAAUUUUUAUCAAAGUUGCAAAUAAAUGGAAGCAACCAGGAGUUCAUAUUGGAGUCAGGACUACAGAUGAGCCAACCUGAGAGGUUUUUAGAGUGGUGGAGUGAAAAAGGUUUCCCUUUGGUUGAUGCAAUCUCACUCAGUGAGAACAAAGACAUCAAGUCUGCUCUGCCAACCAAGUAAGAUUCAAGACAUGAUGGUACUCGAGUGAUUUCUGACCACUUCACCCUUGGCCCUUAUGAAACUGACCUGCCACUAAUUGUUUGGAGAGACAUGCUAGGCUCUGUUAAAAAAGACCUAUCAGAUACAUCUACAAUAGACAAAGACCUGAAACUGACUAUCAAAAAAGAUAGCCAUCUGCGGUCUCAAGAGGAAGAUUGCUUUGCCAAAUUCCAGAAGUUUCACAAUGGUUAUAAGGACAAUUAUGUGGAGAACAUACAGCCUGGUCAGGUGUACUGGGAGGUUGACGUAGGAACUGAAGCAGGAUGGGAACAUGGACUUACAGUUAGAUAUUACCCAAAGGAGAAAAAAGGUUCUGUCUGGCAGACACUGUUUUCUAAAUGUUUUGAGAACAUAUCUCUUUCUGUAAAGAAUGACAGACUGUAUGCUGUAAGGGCAGGUGAAGACCCCAGCAGAGUCGGGGUUUAUGUGGACAGUGAGAAAUGUCAGGUUGUUUUUUGCAAUGCAGACAAUAUGACUCUCCUUCACACAGUGUGGUGUGGAGAUAAAUAGAUUUAUAUAGAAAUCAAACAUUCCAUUUACUAAACCUGCUUUGAAUUAUAAGUUACAUUUAUAAACCAUUUAGUCUGAGAAACAGUCUGGUCAUCCAAUUCAUUUUGAUAUAAAUUAUAAUUAUUGUAUAAAUAUUUUGAUUAUUGUUAUAAAUCUUCCUCAGUCUACCUAUUGGGCUGAAGAUAAUAUUUUGAGUACUAGACAAAAACUCUGAUUCUGAGUACCAGACAAAACUUUAACAAGUUUUGGGUACCAGACAAAAUGUAUAUUUGCUGACAGGAUGUCAGCACAAUCUAACAAAAUAAACAACUUGUCCAACAUAAUGUCAUUUGAUGUGGUUUGACGUCAUGUUUAAACUGUAUGUCUUACUUUAAAAAAAGAGUUGAUCCUAUGCAGAUCAGGCCCACUAUAAAUCUGACAACAUCUAAAGUGAUGCUGGGGAAACAGAGAAAUGUUGAUUAAAAAUAAGAAGAAAAUAAAUAAUGACAAAAUUAAAGCAAAAAAACAACUAUUUUUUCACACAGUAUCGUAUGUGAAAUGAUUUGAGAACAAUCUACAGGUGCAUCUCAAUAAAUUA
This is a messenger RNA of Onychostoma macrolepis, 2002 nucleotides long. Its product is annotated as zinc-binding protein A33. The record is from RefSeq and is a predicted model, not a curated record. NCBI's taxonomy places the organism in Eukaryota, Metazoa, Chordata, Actinopteri, Cypriniformes, Cyprinidae. Gene Ontology annotation, molecular function: zinc ion binding.